AUGUUUUGGCAUGUAAUCGGCGUGGCGAAAUGCAGCUGGAUUGAUGAGCGUGAACAACGAUCGUCGCGGAAAUCCACAGGAACGACGGGAAUGGAUCUCCAACCUGUUUGUGGAUUUGUUUGCUCUGAAGAAGGCGAUGAUGCCGAAACGUUAGCCAGAAUAAAGAUCGAUAACAAUCUUGGUUCUGCUCAAAAAAUACCACACAAUGCAAUUCCACGACGCGAAGAUUCAAAGAAGCUCGAGCUUGGCAUCUAG
Messenger RNA from Necator americanus (New World hookworm), 255 nucleotides. RefSeq lists its product as uncharacterized. Lineage: Eukaryota; Metazoa; Nematoda; Chromadorea; Rhabditida; Ancylostomatidae. Bases 1 to 255 code for a protein of 84 amino acids. The transcript is spliced from 2 exons. The record is from RefSeq and is a predicted model, not a curated record.